CGGAGUUGAAGGGCCCGGGGUCCCGCGGAAGGACCUGCAACCAGUCGCCGCGGGCCAGGCCCCCACCGUGAACCUUGUUUCUCCUCUAAACAAACCAGCCCGGAGCCGCUGCCUGCCGCCCUGGCUCUAGCACCGCUGUAGCGCGGAGCUCCCGUUCCAUGAGCCACUUGAUCCACUCAGACGCCGCCGCCCCCCCCCCUUUUUUAUUUCUAAUCCAAGUUACUGCAAGAAAAUGAUUAUCCCAGUCAGAUGCUUCACCUGCGGCAAAAUAGUUGGAAAUAAGUGGGAGGCAUAUCUUGGCCUUCUGCAAGCAGAGUACACAGAAGGGGAUGCCCUGGAUGCCCUAGGAUUGAAGAGAUACUGUUGCCGUCGCAUGCUGCUAGCCCACGUGGAUCUGAUUGAGAAGCUCUUGAAUUAUGCCCCUCUGGAGAAAUAAGCAGUGGGUGGAUGGUUUCAUACUACAGCCAUAUGGGCCAAAAAGCACCACUAGCAAGUCUCCAACUGGACUGUUUAGGAAUUAGAGAGAUGCAAGCCAUUCAUACACCAGCCAGUGAAGGAUUUCACUUUCCAGCCGCUAAUCUCUUCCAAGGAAGCAUUUGAAAGAUGAAAUCCACUUACAGUCCAGCAUUGGAGUUUAAAGUAUGGAUAGAAGGUUUUUUGCAGCAGCUUGACAGUCAAGUAGGCAGUUUCCCUUUCCUUCAGUCCUUUUAAGAAAUUUUCACCCAGUAACAGUAUUUAAUAAAUUUUUUAUGAAAUGUA
Messenger RNA from Mauremys reevesii (Reeves's turtle), 759 nucleotides. RefSeq names its product RNA polymerase II, I and III subunit L (gene POLR2L). The transcript has 3 exons. Gene Ontology annotation, cellular component: RNA polymerase II, core complex; RNA polymerase III complex; RNA polymerase I complex. Gene Ontology annotation, molecular function: DNA-directed RNA polymerase activity; DNA binding; zinc ion binding. NCBI's taxonomy places the organism in Eukaryota, Metazoa, Chordata, Testudines, Geoemydidae. The record is from RefSeq and is a predicted model, not a curated record. Gene Ontology annotation, biological process: transcription by RNA polymerase I; tRNA transcription by RNA polymerase III; transcription by RNA polymerase II. The coding region runs from base 233 to 436 and encodes 67 amino acids.